Pocillopora damicornis (cauliflower coral) is the source of this 5083-nucleotide messenger RNA. Its product is annotated as DNA excision repair protein ERCC-6-like 2. The record is from RefSeq and is a predicted model, not a curated record. Gene Ontology annotation, molecular function: ATP binding. NCBI's taxonomy places the organism in Eukaryota, Metazoa, Cnidaria, Anthozoa, Scleractinia, Pocilloporidae.
AAGUCAGAAACUGAACCUUUGUGCACGUAAAAUAACGUUUGCGGAUUUUUUAAUUUCUCUCAAUGAAAAGUCCACCAGAUUUGCACAAAAUGAGAAAUUAAAGCUGUUAGAGAUGGAUGGCGACGGAUCUACCACAGAUGACGAUUCAACAGAAGAUGAAGAAGACUCAAUAACAGCUGAUACUGAAUCAGGAAAAAAUGUAAACAACCCCAACGCUCAAACAAGAGGUCACAUCGAUGUUAAGGUUGAUGAGAGGAAUGGCAAUGGCGCAAACUGCUCAGCCUUGAAUGAUGAAGGGUUAUCGACAGCUACAUCAGAUUUUAAGUCCUUUACUACAGAGGACACUACAUUCUUUACUCACCUGAAAGGAAAUGAAGCUGAAGAAACCAUGAGAUUUAAGUAUGGCAACUAUGAAGCAGUUACCAAAAGUCCUCAACAGGAAAAGGCAGAUUUGAGAUCCAACAGAGAUCAUAUGCAAUCAAAGGCAAGGAGCAGAGGGAAAGGGAAAUUAAAUGUUUCUGUCCAGUAUAACAACAAAUCACUUGGUAGGAGGACUUCAGUGAACAAGAAAAACAGUUCCUCUGUCAUUCAGAAUGUAGAGGAGGAAUGCAAAAUAAUAAAACACAGCAGAAAUUCUGCUAAAUCACCAAGCUCAACAGCAAAUCCAGGAAAUACAAGUUUUGAGAAGGCUAAAUUGAAAAUCAGUGAGAGAAAUGAGUCAUAUGUGGAUAAUGAAAUGCUAGCAGAUGGUUUUGAUGAUCAAGACAUGAUAAGACCAUCUUUCACAGAGCCAGCCUUGGGUCCUUCAGUACCUUUUAUUUUGUCCAAACCUGGAGUUGUUCCAGUGAUUCAGAUUCCAGCAACAAUCAAUUCCUAUUUGCGGCAAUAUCAGAGAGAUGGAGUCAGCUUCUUGUUCCAACACUACUCUGAAAAUACUGGUGCCAUUCUUGGAGAUGACAUGGGUUUGGGUAAAACGGUUCAGGUUAUUUCCUUCAUUUCUGCCAUUUUGGGUAAAACUGGAACCAAAGUUGAUAUAUUCCGCAAAUUCAUGGAUAGAAUGGCGCAUGAAAAACAGGAAAAAGUCAACCCAGAGACAGGUACCUUUCUGGUUGUAAGUCCAGGCUCCGUCAUGUUCAACUGGAGGGAUGAGCUAGAAACAUGGGGUCAUUUUAAGACGGGUCUCUUUCAUGGUACCACUAGGGAGUCCACUUUAGAUAGGGCCUCUAGAGGGCGACUAGAUGUAGUUCUGACUACAUAUGAGACCAUGAGAAAUUACUUGACUGAUUUGAACCGACUCAAAUGGUUAGCUGUAAUCAUGGACGAAGUCCAUCGCCUCAAAGAUCCCAAGGCUCAAAUAACUGUGGCUGCUAAAGCUCUCAAUGUGAAAAGAAGAUAUGGCCUCACAGGGACCCCACUUCAGAAUAAACUGGAGGAGUUCUGGUGUGUGUUGGACUGGGCAAACCCAGGAAGUCUGGGAUCAGCCAAAAACUUCAAUCAGGAGUUUGGCAAACCCAUGCUGAAAGGACAGACUUUUGACGCAACUAAAAGAGAACUGGCAGUGGGAAGAAAGAGUGAGUUCUUCAAGUUUACACCUCAUAUUCUUGGCGGUGGCAACUUAGCCCGGAAGUAUUGUGGAAAUCUACUUAUUUGGCGAAUUUGCGAUAUUCAGUAUUUUGCGGGGAAAAAAUCCGUUUUGCGAGCAUCAAUUUUCUUUGUUACAACCAAAAAGUCUCCCCAGGAGUUUCACCGCUGCCCUUUUCAAUCUUAUCUUGUACUUAUUAUAUUUUACCAAGGAUCAAAAGAUCUUCAAGAUAGAAUUGGAAGAUGGUUUCUUCGAAGAACGAAAGCGCUCAUUGCAGAUCAGUUACCUAAAAAGGCUCAGCUCAGAGUUUGAGGACAUCAAGACCGCAACCAUGCGGUUCUUUCAACUGCUGUUAAAAGUUGCAAAUCACGCCGCUUUGUUGGCCCCAACCGUCAGACAAUCACUCGACCAGCAAGAAAAGGCCAAAGACCUUUGUUUGCGUGUAUUCGCAAGAUAUCCAGAAUUUUCCGGAUGCACAGAAAUAUCGUCGUUUGAACUUUUAUCAGACCCAAAGUACUGUGGAAAAAUGAAGGUACUUGAAAAAUUGAUGAAGGUUUUUCAAGAAGAACGCAGCAAACUACUUCUCUUCUCAAGAUCCACGCAGCUGCUUAACAUCUUAGAGGAGUUUGUAAUCAGUAAAGGACUGGUGUACAGUCGUUUGGACGGAGGAACCAAGCCUGCAGACAGAACCCGUUUGGUACACGAGUUUAACGUCGACCCAAAUAUCUUUUUGUGUCUUAUCUCGACUAAAGCGGGAGGACUGGGACUCAACUUCACCGGAGCUAAUAUUGUUAUAAUAUUUGACCCCAACUGGAAUCCGUCCAGUGACUUACAGGCACAGGACAGGGCAUAUCGCAUUGGACAGCGAAGAGAUGUGAAGGUCUAUCGCUUAAUAUCUUUGGGGACAAUCGAAGAAAUGAUGUAUCUUCGACAAGUUUACAAGCAGCAACUGGCUAGUAUGGCGGUUGGAGGAACAAACGAGAGGCGAUACUUUACAGGUGUUGAAGGUGACAAGGACAAGAAAGGCGAGCUGUUCGGACUCGAGAAUCUGUUCUCUUACCGUGCUGAAGGUGCCAGUUUGUCCAAAGAUAUCAUCAGAAGAACAGAGGAACUAGAAGCUGGAUAUAAAGUUGCAAAAUAUGAGUUGACAAACUUCAAGGAAUGGGAAAAUGCCUUAGAGGGGGAGGACAAUAACAGCUCUGCAAACCUGAAACUUCACGACGAUCCUUAUAACAUUGAAGAACUCGCGUCACAAUUUGUUGAUGAUCAGCAAAGAACGUCAUCUCGAAUCACUUCAAAGAAACAAUAUUCUGAGAACCGUUUUAAAGGUAUGUCAUUGAAGAAUAAACUCAUUGAAGACCAUAGCGGUUUUGCUAAACACUACGGGGAUUCCUUUAAAAGAAUGGAAAGUAAGGGUAUUCAUGAUGAUGAGAAAGGCAUUCUUCACGAAUUUGACAACAGUCAAUUGUGUUCAAAUUACAAUGACGAUUUUCUUGAAACGAAAACUCAUAAGAACAAGUUUGUCUCCAAAAAUACGAAAGCUAAGAGCUCUCUGGAAAAAAUUGAAACGAGGUUCGUAUCUGUUGAGCUGUUCCUCGGAUUAGAAGACGAUAACGGAGCAAAUAGCUCAUCGCAUAACUUCACGAAAGUCAAAGAAAAAGCAAGCGUUUCCUGCACGAGAAUUCCUACUUCGAUCGAGAAAGAAAGUUCCGAUGUUAUCCAUCCUACUCUGAGUUGUAAACGUGGAUCUAAAUCGAUAAUAACCAAUACAAUCUGUGCGGGAGAUUCAGUCGACCAAGGAUCAUGUAGUAAAGAGAAGAAACAAAGUGAGAUGAGGAAUUCAUCCAGAACGUCUUCGUCAAGUGGAGAAGAUGACUCCAACGAAGGCUUGUUCUUCAAGCGUAAACGAAAACAAUCAGUACGAUUUUUCAGAAAGAGGAAGCAUGCAGAGAUGUCGGCGAAAGCAGUACUUAAAGAUGGUCAAGGGAAAUUUCGAAGAUAUACAGGACAGAAAAACUACAACAGCAGGGUCGACAACAAUCCUGUAAGAGAGGUAAAAAAAGCAAGGAAAGAAAACACGGUGGCAGAAAUUCUGGAAUCAUGUGGAGUGCAUUACACACACGCCAAUCGGCAUGUCGUCGGACCAAGUGAAGCAGAGAAUCACAUGUCAAAACAGGCACUACAAGAUGUGUUUGAGCUCAAGCAGUUUUCUCAGCAGCCAGCAAAUUGUUUUCCCGCCUGGGAGGCCAGCGAUGAAAGUGAUGAUCUUGGUGAGGGCAGUCGCGACAAGCAACCAGAAGCCCUUUGGCGCGCACAACGACCGGAAAUGGAGACUAAUCAACCCAGUCAAUCAAUACCGCACAGAUUAAAUCAAUCCGCGCAGGACAAUGACACCACGAUGAAGAGAAUUGGAAACAGCACUGUAUUUAUCGGCUCGACUCCUCGUGGAAUCCGUCGGCAACAUUUUCAGGAAAUGUCGAACGCGUUCGGAUUUGUCUCUGAAGUCGACCUUGCCAAAGCUGUCGUGGAUUGCAGUAACUGUGAAAGGCGUGAAAUGUUGAGGCGCUUUUACGUCCACAAGAAUCCAAAUUUAUCCGAUCUAUGGGACGUAACAAGAGACUUUUUUGCUGGACGCCAAAACCGAAAAAAGGCCGUUAAGGAUGGCGAAUGGUCUGUCGCGAAGAUGCGGAAAAGGUUGAUUCGUGAAACGUCCAAAAGAUCGAAUGGGAAGUCAAAGCCCCUGCAAACACAUUUUCAUGGUAAGGACGGGUGUUCUAAGGAUAAUCUCGAGAGAAGAAUUCACCAUCACUCUGGGGGGGAAACUUCCCGAAGUAAAAAGCCAAAACUUGCUAUGGCGUUGAGUGGGAAUGAAAAAGUCCCUGAUGAGAGUCGUCUUGAAGACUUUGUAGGGAACAAAGAAAGAACUCAUCAUGUUGAUCGGAGAAACAGAGACGUGCCUCCUGCAGGGGCAGGUCAUUCUGUUGGACUUGCGCAUGUACCAUCGAUAGCAACAGCUCCUGAUGAAAAUUAUGUGGCAGAGAACCAAGAUUCUAGUUUUGAGAAUGACAAUCCCCUCGUUGCAGUUUCCAUUUUGGAUCAAUUUCUGAUGCACAACUCUUCCAGCUUUGACACAAAACGAAAAGAGGAUAAUAACAGAGGAUUAAAUAAGUGUGAGCCAUUAAGUUCUAAAAGAAAGGAAGACAAACAACUGGACAAUACUGAACGAAAAGAGCCAACUGCAUGUAGAACGAAGGCAAAUAGCACAUCACUACUAGAUGAGUUCAUUUAGGAAAUGCUCAAAGUGGAAUUUUACACCAGAUUUGAUGAUUUGAUAAACGACUAAUAGGUUUCGAUCAAGGGUUUUUCGAGUUUUAGAGGUUUUUAUGAGAGGCCAAGGUGGAACUGGCUGUGAAUAUUUUUUACGGAAACGAUACGAUUUUAUGGUUUGACCCAUUGUGCCAAUGGUUUUUUAAGCAUACAAUAAAGACAAUUUUUAAAAAA